AGAAACACGGUCGGUCGGUUUGUUCGCCACAAACGUUCGCUUAAUCGGCCAACCUGAUUACUGUGUAGCGCGGGCGAUUGUCCGGGCGAUUGUUUCCACGCGCUUUGUUUGCGCGGCCGAGUUCACGGGAACAGUCGCGGAAAACUGUGCACGCGCCGCGUUGCGAGUGAAAGAGGCAUUCUUCUUCGGUCGGGAAACGCCGAGUUUCUUCGCGAUUCCGGUCGCUUUGGGGGGCAACGCAACACGUUGAAGGACACACACCGCGUAAAAGCAUUCGUGGCAACUCCCCACGGUUCGUCGAAGAGGAGGAAUAGUUCUCGGCUUUUUGGAAUGUUUUCUCUUUGUGUUCUCCAAACCACGUAAUGUGAAAUUCCACGUUCCACUCGAUGCGAGAGGUGUCGUAUCGUACAGAUUUUUGUCGGUGGCACGGCGCAUCCGCGUGUUUUCAUCGCGCGACUGACGUACCGACAUUGGUACAACAAUGUGCAAUCAAAAAAAAAAAAAUUCGUCGAUCUCUAUCGUUGCUAUUUGCCAAAACAAUUCGUAAAGUUAGUUUGGAUGUUAAAUAAAUAUAGUAAAAAAGUAAAAUAAAAUACUCAACGAGUAGAUUUGAGGUUAGGUAUAAAUAGUUCCGUUGCUUGGAAAUAUUUCGAUCGUUGCUAUUUGCCAAAACAAUUCGUAAAGUUAGAUUGGAUGUUAAAUAAACAUAGUAAAAAAGUAAAAUAAAAUACUCGACGAGUAGAUUUGAGGUUAGGUAGAAAUAGUUCCGCUACUUGAAAAUAUUUCGAUCAUUACUAUUUGCCAAAACAAUUCGUAAAGUUAGUUUGGAUGUUAAAUAAAUAUAGUAAAAAAGUAAAAUAAAAUACUCGACGAGUAGAUUUGAGGUUAGGUAUAAAUAGUUCCGUUGCUUGGAAAUAUUUCGAUCGUUGCUAUUUGCCAAAACAAUUCGUAAAGUUAGUUUGGAUGUUAAAUAAAUAUAGUAAAAAAAGUAAAAUAAAAUACUCGACGAGUAGAUUUGAGGUUAGGUAGAAAUAGUUCCGUUGCUUGGAAAUAUUUCGAUCGUUGCUAUUUGCCAAAACAAUUCGUAAAGUUAGUUUGGAUGUUAAAUAAAUAUAGUCAGUCAUCAAAAGAGUAAAAUAAAAUACUUGAGUAGAUUUGAGGUUAGGUGAAGAUAAUUUUUCGUUACUUGAUACAGCUGUAAUAAAGUAUGUACAAGGUGUAAAUAAGGUAUUGAGUUGGUCAAGAGGUAAUUUUUUUCUAACAGAUGGACACGUGUGUAACUAACUUUACUUUAAACCACAGAUUUAUCAUGUAUCGUGUGUUACCAGUCUAACGGCUGAUUAUUCGAGCUUGGUUUUUAGAUUGUUCGACGUCGCUUUUCAAAAUGGAAAAUCAAAAACUGCGCUAUUUGCAAAAAGGAGAAACAAAAACGCUGUGCAGGGCCAUGGAACGAUUAUUCGACGUGCAUGAAGAAACCUUGAAGAAAUUAUUAUUUGCUAAAUUCCACCGUCGACGGCGAUGUUAAAUAAUUGUUCUUGGAACUUUUGAUGGAAAAAGCCAACACCUGAGGUUCGAAUGUUGCGCGUCUGUAGAGGCGUCGAAAAGGAUUCGGUCGGUGGGCGAUGCAGGCGACGUGCGUCGGUCUCGUCGCACGGAUAGAACGAGAGGGAUCCGCUACACACUCACCGGUCUGCCCUUUCCCCAAGGUCUUUUCCAGUCGCCGCGACAAGCCAGCACGGGGAGGAGAGCACGAAGCUCGCCCCUUUACUCCCCCGGUACCUCCACCCUACACGCACUCGUGCACCAUCGCCGCCACCACCACCACCAUCAGCACCACCACCACCACCACCGUCGCCACCACCAUCGCUGUCACCGUCACUGAUAUGUUACUAGAUCCGGUAGAAACCGAAGCAACCGUUCCUCGUUUUGCCUCCUCGGUUUUUUUUCUCGGUGAAGGGGGAGGGAAGGUCGAGCGGAGCGAACCUGGAGGUCGACCGGAACGAAAGCAAUUGCAGCGAGGGCCCGGCGGAUUUUUCUCUUCGGACAGGUUCGACGAACAACCGAUUCGUCUGGCCCGUUUCGUCAACGAUUCUGGCCCUGUCGUUCGCGGAUGA
Frieseomelitta varia is the source of this 2114-nucleotide messenger RNA. RefSeq lists its product as uncharacterized. Lineage: Eukaryota; Metazoa; Arthropoda; Insecta; Hymenoptera; Apidae. The transcript has 3 exons. Bases 1623 to 2114 code for a protein of 163 amino acids. The record is from RefSeq and is a predicted model, not a curated record.